GUCAUCAUCGCCAUAUCAGCGCUGCAAAUCCAGACUUCCCAAGCUCAUUUUAUUUGCUCACCUCGAAUUAUCUUUGCGCGUGUCGAGGCGUCUAUCUAUAUUCCUAGGCUUUCUAUUGCGACCUCACCACAGUUUCACAUUUCACAAUGUUACCAUUGGGCAUCCUAACGGCCGCGCAAGGCCACCCGAUGCUCGUCGAGCUCAAGAAUGGCGAGACGCUGAACGGCCACCUCUCCAACUGCGAUAACUGGAUGAACCUGGUGCUGAAAGAGGUUGUGCAAACAAGUCCCGAGGGCGACCGCUUCUUCAAGUUACCAGAGGUCUACGUGAGGGGAAACAAUAUCAAAUACCUACGGAUCCCCGAAGAAAUCAUCGACAUCGUCAAGGAGCAGCAACACGCCCGCGACUCGGGUCGCGGCCGGGGUGGCUACAGAGGUGAUGGACGAGACCGGGGUCGUGGAGGCCGUGGACGCGGUCGGGGCAGAGGGCGAGGUGGAAACUAAGGAGAGGAAUGUUACCAUAUUUUCCUUCUUUUUUCCUUAUGUUUUUUGCAGAAGAAAUGGAUAUGAAAGAUACCCCGGGGAGAGAAGGAGAUGGUUGUGAAUGAAUUUUUUGCUAGGGAACGUCCGUCUGGUGGAAUUGAAGUCGAGCAUGGCCUUGGCGUAUAUGGCUCUGUAUUAUCUUAAUGGGAAUGUCUGUGGCAUUGCAUCUGACAUGAUUGGCAAAUGAUCUCUUGUUAGCCAUUUGGUGCUUAUCUUUGAUGUGGUUGUAUAAUCACGUGAUCGUAGAUAUUGAUUGAACUUCCCCGGAAAUUCCAA
This is a messenger RNA of Aspergillus ruber CBS 135680, 818 nucleotides long. Its product is annotated as U6 snRNA-associated Sm-like protein LSm4. NCBI's taxonomy places the organism in Eukaryota, Fungi, Ascomycota, Eurotiomycetes, Eurotiales, Aspergillaceae. The record is from RefSeq and is a predicted model, not a curated record. Gene Ontology annotation, biological process: spliceosomal snRNP assembly; P-body assembly; nuclear-transcribed mRNA catabolic process. Gene Ontology annotation, cellular component: spliceosomal tri-snRNP complex; U6 snRNP; P-body. The transcript is spliced from 3 exons. Gene Ontology annotation, molecular function: U6 snRNA binding. Bases 147 to 503 code for a protein of 118 amino acids.